This is a messenger RNA of Zychaea mexicana, 1113 nucleotides long. RefSeq lists its product as uncharacterized. The record is from RefSeq and is a predicted model, not a curated record. NCBI's taxonomy places the organism in Eukaryota, Fungi, Mucoromycota, Mucoromycetes, Mucorales, Lichtheimiaceae. Bases 57 to 950 code for a protein of 297 amino acids. The transcript has 2 exons.
CUUCUUUUCAAUUUAUAUCUUUGGUUGAUACCGCGUACUGUUAUCUGACUAUACGAAUGCCCGCAACAAGCACCGUACUUGGGAUUAAUGUCACAUUAAUUGCUCUCGCUUGCGGAGCAACAAUAGGCGCAGCUAUUAUGUGGUUCAAAUCCGAUUCGCAUCAAAGAGUAUACCCAAACAUCAUCAUUACAGCACUCGUCAUAAUCAUUGCGUCGGUUCUCCCGAUUGCCGCACAUUACAGUACUACAGCAAUUGGAUACGAUCUUGAAGCAUCAGCAACUUAUCUCGACGACGCAUUACCGCUGUUCACAUGGUGGAUUAUGAUUGAUCUUCUCGGCCAAGUAUCCUAUCGACGCCUGCGAGACGAAAAUGAAACCGGUUUGUUUGGCGCACAAAUGACGCUUCAAAGAGGUCGAUGGUAUCUACUCGGCAUUGUAUUAAUUACAACCGCUUGCGUCAUCUUGGGAGUGCUUGUCGACGUUUAUCCUGGCUUGACCCUUUUGAACUUUGCCGUCUUGGUAUACUUUGGGUUCUUUUUACUAUGGCUGUACGAUCGCGGUACACAAGACAUCCGACCCUUGUACGGUCGUCCUUUUUGGGCAUUCGCGGUCCUGUUGGCUUGUAACACGCUCGGAUCGUUCUUGUUGGCUGUCUUUUCCCUAGCGUACUUUGGUGGUCGCGAACUUGCCCAGACCAUUGUCACAGUUGGGCUGAUCAAAUUUUGUGCAGUGUUUAUUUUGAUAUUGGUCCUGGUGGCGUUCCCACGGUUUUGGUUGCCACAUGUUAAAGGAACCGAGGUCCAGUACCAAUUCAAACUCUCGUCAACCGCGCCUUCGUAUAAUGACAGCAACAUUGGGGAAGUCAACAACAACAACUACAACAAUAAUAAUAAUAAUAGUGAGAUUGGAAACACUCAGCAACAGGACCAGAAGCAGAAGCAACCGGUUUAGACGCUACAGCAGCAAUACCAGCCUCCACGACAGCACUUUUCUCCAGCCACAACAAGUCUCCAAACAUUCGUGGGUACCCGAUUGAUAAUGAUAUCAUCUCCUCCGUGUAAAAAAAGCGGUGCCAUCCUCAAAUAUAUCUACUAAUAGGCCUACUCUAUCAUCC